AAUAAGCAAGAAAACACUUGAUUUGUACAGGAAAGUGACGUCAUGAACAAUUAUUUAAAUAGCUUCGUUAUAUGGCUGUCCGGAUCUUACUCCUGGUUGACUUAUAAGAUUUUCCUUCCUGUACAGUUACCCGGUCUAGAUCUGACAAUCGUGGAUCAGCGAAGAUCUGAUAUGGAGCUAAAAGGAAGAGUGCUUGUAUACUCAAUCACAGGUUGUCCCCACUGUAUGAGAGCUAAAAAUACGUUACAAGAACAUAAUAUUCCAUAUAUUGACAUAAAUCUCGACAACUUUCCACAAUGUAGAGAAGAUGUCAAAACUAGAACAGGAAGAAGUACAGUGCCCCAGAUCUUCUUUAAUGCAACACAUGUUGGUGGAAAUGAUGAUCUAGAAAAGUUGAUUACAGACAAACCAACCUUUGCUGCAUUAGUAAAAGAAGUGCAGGACAAUGAGGUUCCAGCAAGUGCCCCUCAGCCACCAGAUCCAAGCACAGCUAUAGAAGAAACUGAUCAUCUAUCUGGAUUUACAUGUGAACUAGAUGAAUAUGCUCAGUUAGUGAAAGAUCUACGUGCAAGUGGUAUAAUUAAAGAUAAUAGACAAGGAUUACUGACUGUCCAUAAAAACUCAUUCAGUGGCAAAGAAUUUGUGGACUGGAUAGUAAAAACAAAGGAGUUAGACAGAUCUAUUGCUAUAGAAAUGGGCCAAGCAUUGAUAGACAAACACUUUGGACACAAUGUUAAAUCACAGGAAACAUUCCAAGAUGCUGAUGUGUAUUAUAGACUUUUAGAUGACGAUGAAACCGAGGCAUUGAAUUCAGGGACCAUGUCAGAUUGUGAACCAAGACCAGCUGGUGAAGUUGGUGAGGAUAUAAGGAAGUUAAUUCUAAAGAUUUACAAUGUGUUUCUCUCAAAGGAUGGUAGGAAAGUUAAUUACAAAGGGAUUACAGCUUCAAGUGAGUUUGAGGUGUAUAAAACUCGUACAAAAGAACUUCAGAGAGUGCAAGUAGCUACUGCUAGUCGGGAAGAGAAAUUAGCUUUCUUCAUCAACAUCUAUAAUGCUCUUGUUAUCCAUGCUAAUGUGGUAAAGGGUCCUCCUAAUGGACUCUGGCAAAGAUAUAAGUUUUUCAAUACAGUUAAAUAUAUAAUUGGAGGUCAUUCCUAUUCUUUACAAGAUAUAGAGAAUGGAGUUUUGAGGGCUAAUAGGAAAGGUGUGGGUAUGUUCACCAAACCAUUUUCUAAGAGUGAUCCAAGAUUUAAGAUAGCAUUGGAGAAACAUGAACCACUUAUCCAUUUUGCUUUGGUGUGUGGAGCCAAAAGUUGUCCACCAAUAAAAACAUAUUCUGUAGAGCAUAUAUAUGCUGAGCUAAAAUCUGCAGCAGAAGCUUUUCUGGAGGGAGAUGAUGGGGUUUUUAUUGACAUGAAUAAGAAGCAGAUAAAAUUGUCAAAAAUAUUAGACUGGUACCAAGAGGAUUUUGGCAAAAAUAAAGAAGAGGUUGUACAAUGGAUUAUACUCCACAUUGCAGAGGGAGCCAAGAAAAAACAACUUCAAGAACUUGUUGCUGGUAAAACUUACAAAGUCAGCUAUCUUGAAUACAACUGGGGAACCAAUGAUUAAAACUUCACAACCAAUCUGCACCUGCCAUUUGAUAUUAGAUUAUUUUUUUUAUCAAGAAUAUGUUGUAUGCAAUAACUUUUAUGUGCAUUAGGAUGUUAAAUCAUUUGACUUUUUCUAUUACCAUUGUGAUCUCUAGCCUAUACCAGUAUGACAAACAAGUGAAAAUCAUUUAAUUCUUCCAAGAAAAGAAAGAGAAAAGCCUUAAAAAAUAUUGAUAAUUUUGAAUUAAACAUGUCUUUAACAUUUAAUGCAAUUAACUUUUUGUUAUAUUUUGUUAUAUUUUUUUAAUAAAAGUGAACAGAUCUUUUUAAAGAACAAAUGAUAUGUAACAUAAAACUUGAACUAACAAUUUGAAAUGUUGGUUUUUUGAUAAAAAUGAUGGAGAUAAUUUAAUUAUACAAAGUGUUGGGUCUAAUUUAUCACAGAUAUCUUCUAGUUUUGCUAUUUUAUGAAAUUUUCCUUUGAUCUUGCUGACUUAUAAUUUCCUUUCUCAGGAGAGUUGAGUGAUAUGAAAAUUAUCGCCAGAAACUAAGGGCACACAUGUGGCGUUGUUAAUGAAAUUGAUAGGUAAAAUAGUGAUAAACAGAUUAUCAUUAAUCAACUCAACUUGAUUGCAUUUCUCACUUUUACAGUACUGGCUCAAGCAAGAAAAUCAAUCUCAUUGAGAUGAUCAAAGAUAAUCUAUAAGUAUUAUCAAACUUUGUUUAAUUUCAAUAUGGUUAUAUACACUUUUACAAUUUGUUAUUGAUAGAGUAAAUCGUUUCCAGGAAGAAAUCCUUUAUUGAAUAUAAGAAUAUUUCACUGAAAAUUGCAAUUAGAUAUGAUCUCUUAAUUUGCUUACUUUGUGUUGUUUUGUCUUGUUAGUGAAUGUUAUAUUUUAAUGAUUAACAGUACAGAAAAUUUGCCACCAUCAAUUUGGGAUUUAGAGUUGAAGAAUCCCUAAGUGAAGGUAGCCACUAUUUACAUUGGUAUUGUUUUUCCUAUUCUAAUGCCAAAUAUAUUCCUAAAACAUUUGACAGGCAAAAAAGCAAAUUUAUCCUGUCUAAGCUUUUCAGCAAGAAUAUAUAGCUAUAGAUACAGUUGGUCUUAUUUUGAGAAUUUAGUGAUGAGUCUUUUGAACAGAAACCCUGAAUUUGUUGUUUUAGUUCAUAUCAUUAACACCUGAUUGAUUUUUAAAUCAAUUCUGAAGUCUCAUUAAGCAGUAAUGAAUUGUAUUCAGAAUCUCCCAAUUUUGGAAAACAAAAGGACCAUAUCAUAGAUUAAAGAAUUUAUCGUAAUGCAUUGCUGGUCAAUUUUUAUAUAAAAUGUUUUCUUCUGAAAUACUAUGAUCAUACAUUCUUGUAUUUCAGCUAUGAAAUGGUUUGAAUUUGAAUACAUAUUGCAGCUAUCCUUAUCUUUGUCUGUGAUACUAGAUGACUAUUUUUGUAUAUUUUUUAUAUCUUUGUUUCUUAAUAAAUUCUUUUAACUGUU
Messenger RNA from Mytilus trossulus (common blue mussel), 3081 nucleotides. RefSeq lists its product as uncharacterized. Gene Ontology annotation, molecular function: electron transfer activity. The coding region runs from base 43 to 1611 and encodes 522 amino acids. The record is from RefSeq and is a predicted model, not a curated record. The transcript is spliced from 10 exons. Gene Ontology annotation, biological process: cell redox homeostasis; intracellular signal transduction. Lineage: Eukaryota; Metazoa; Mollusca; Bivalvia; Mytilida; Mytilidae.